Gopherus flavomarginatus (Mexican gopher tortoise) is the source of this 2644-nucleotide messenger RNA. It is a transcript of the gene EZH1, whose product is annotated as enhancer of zeste 1 polycomb repressive complex 2 subunit. Gene Ontology annotation, biological process: chromatin remodeling. The record is from RefSeq and is a predicted model, not a curated record. The coding region runs from base 83 to 2323 and encodes 746 amino acids. Gene Ontology annotation, molecular function: histone H3K27 methyltransferase activity; protein binding. Lineage: Eukaryota; Metazoa; Chordata; Testudines; Testudinidae. The transcript has 20 exons.
CCGCACACACACACAGCGCUUCCUGUGCUCUCACCGCUUGCUGGGCCAAAGAGGAACCGUGGAGCCGUUCUUGCAAAGGAAAAUGGAAAUGUCAACUCCGCCAACGUCUAAGUGCAUUAUUUACUGGAAAAGGAAAGUCAAGUCUGAAUAUAUGCGUCUUCGGCAACUCAAGAGGUUUCAGGCAAACAUGGGAGCCAAGGCUCUGUUUGUGGCCAAUUUUGCAAAGGUUCAAGAAAAAACUCAAAUUCUGAAUGAAGACUGGAAGAAGCUUCGAGUUCAGCCAGUCCCGUUAAUGAAGCCUGGCACUGGGCACCCUUUCCUGAAACAGUGUACCGUCGAGAGCAAUUUCCCUGGAUUCCCAAACCAGACCAUCUUCAUGAGGUCCCUAAACACAGUAGCGUUGGUGCCUAUUAUGUAUUCCUGGUCCCCUCUUCAGCAGAAUUUCAUGGUGGAGGAUGAGACUGUGCUGUGUAAUAUCCCCUACAUGGGAGAUGAGGUGAAGGAGGAAGAUGAAACCUUCAUUGAAGAGCUAAUUAAUAACUACGACGGGAAAGUUCACGGCGAGGAAGAGAUGAUAACAGGGUCCGUCCUUAUCAGCGACGCAGUGUUCCUUGAGCUUGUUGAGGCUCUGAAUCAGUACUCGGAUGAGGAAGAGGAAGGGCUCAAUGACUCUGAGGGUAAACAGGAGGAUGGGAAGGAGGAGCUGCCAGUCACAAGAAAAAGAAAGCGAACCACAAUGGAAGGUAACAAAAAGUGUCCAAAGAAGCAGUUCCCAAAUGACAUGAUCUUCAGUGCUAUUUCUUCAAUGUUUCCUGAGAACGGCUUCCCGGAAGACAUGAAAGAGCGGUACAGGGAACUUACUGAACAGUCUGAUCCGAACGUGCUGCCCCCCCAGUGCACUCCAAACAUUGAUGGGCCAUGUGCAAAGUCAGUCCAGCGGGAGCAGUCCCUGCAUUCCUUCCAUACGCUCUUCUGCAGGCGGUGCUUCAAAUAUGACUGUUUUCUGCAUCCUUUCCAUGCGACUCCUAAUGUCUAUAAACGGAAGAACAGAGAGAUCAAAAUCGAGCCAGAUCCCUGCGGGACAGACUGUUUCCUCUGGCUGGAGGGAGCCAAGGAGUUUGCGGUGCUGCACAAUCCCAGGUCCAAAUGCUCAGGUCGGCGGCGCCGUAGGCACCAUGUGGUCAGUGCUUCCAGCUCCAACCCCUCGUCCUCCUCCGUCGCUGAGACGAGGGAGGGAGACAGCGACAGAGACACGGGCAACGACUGGGCCUCGAGUUCCUCAGAGGCCAACUCCCGAAGCCAGACCCCCACCAAGCAGAAGGGCAGCCCUGCCUCCUCCCAGCUCUUUGUGAUGGAAGCACCGCAGGAGCCCGUCGAGUGGACGGGGGCCGAGGAGUCGCUUUUCCGCGUGCUCCACGGCACCUACUUCAACAACUUCUGCUCGAUAGCCAGGCUACUGGGAACGAAAACCUGCAAGCAGGUCUUCCAGUUUGCGGUGAAAGAAUCCCUUGUAAUGAAACUGCCGACCAGCGAGCUCAUGAAUCCGUCCCAGAAGAAAAAAAGGAAGCACAGGCUGUGGGCUGCGCACUGCAGGAAGAUCCAGCUGAAGAAAGAUAAUUCACCUACCCAGGUGUACAACUACCAGCCCUGCGACCACCCCGACCACCCUUGCGACAGCUCCUGCCCCUGCAUCAUGACUCAGAAUUUCUGUGAAAAGUUCUGCCAGUGCAAUCCUGACUGUCAGAACCGCUUCCCGGGCUGCCGCUGUAAGACCCAGUGCAACACCAAGCAGUGUCCAUGCUACCUGGCCGUGCGCGAGUGCGACCCUGACCUGUGCCUGACCUGCGGGGCGUCGGAGCACUGGGAUUGCAAGGUGGUCUCCUGUAAGAACUGCAGCAUCCAGCGGGGCCUCAAAAAGCAUUUGCUGCUGGCUCCAUCAGAUGUCGCUGGCUGGGGGACAUUCAUCAAGGAAUCUGUGCAGAAGAAUGAAUUUAUCUCUGAAUAUUGUGGUGAGCUUAUUUCUCAGGACGAGGCCGACCGGCGGGGGAAGGUCUAUGACAAGUACAUGUCCAGCUUUCUCUUCAACCUCAACAACGAUUUCGUUGUUGAUGCCACCCGCAAAGGAAACAAAAUCCGCUUUGCCAACCACUCUGUGAACCCCAACUGCUACGCCAAAGUGGUGAUGGUGAACGGAGACCACCGGAUAGGAAUCUUUGCCAAGAGGGCCAUCCAGGCUGGGGAGGAGCUCUUCUUUGAUUACAGGUACAGCCAGGCUGAUGCCCUGAAGUACGUGGGCAUAGAAAGGGAGACGGAUAUCAUCUAGCCCCCUGCGGGCACGGCCCCUGCUGGCUGCCCUGAUGCCGUGUUCAUUCCAUGCUUCUCCACUGCUGCCCUGUUCCCGUUGCUGUGUGUCCCGAGUGCUUCGUUCCAGCCAGACGCCUGGGAGCAAAGCCCAGGGCAGGAGCAGGAGUCAGAUGCUGCCUGGGGUAGCAGGAACCUGGCUCGGUUCCGGGGCAGGUGGGCACUGGCGCUCCUGGGCUGGGAGGGCUCCAGAGACUGGAAGGAAGCGGCAUGGCCGAGAAAUGCUCAGUCUGUUUCUAAACCUGCCUGAGCGACCAGCUGCAUCUGGAGCCAAGGGACCAUG